AUGUCGUUCGCUCCGCCACCCGGUCCCCCUCCCCCAUCUGUGCCCGAGGGCUGGAAAACACAAUAUGAUGACAACUAUAAACAAUGGUACCUGUCUUCUCUCGAUCAUACUCCCACAACUGAAGCUAAUCAAGCACCGCUCUAUAGGUUUUUUAUCAACCUAGCCACGGGCAGAUCUCAAUGGGAACCACCCCAAUCCACACCAUCAACCCCAGCGCCGGUCCCGGCCUCGGAACAACCGCACAGUAGCCUUACAGACCCAGCUCUGCCUUCAUACGAGGAAUCGGGACCGGGAAAUCCCUCCGCCGUCGCCAGCGCCGAGGCCACAGACAAGAAAAACGCCCAUCGCUUCUCCUCGAAUAAUCCGUAUAACGGGGAGUCCGCAUCCACCCCCGGAACAUCCGGCGGCGGUCCCGGCACCACCAAAGGCACAGUCGAAAGCGAUGCGGAGAUGGCAGCGCGACUCCAAGCCGAAGAAGACAAAAAGUCCGGUUCCGCCGCUCCCGGCGCCGCAGCAGGAUACUAUAACAGUAACGACGCUCCGCAUUCUCCGGCAUCUUCAGCCUCAACGGCCGACCGAGAUAAAGGCAAAGAGAAGAAGAAGGGCUUCUUCAGUAAGCUCAUGAGCAAGGCUUCAUCUGCUUCAGGAUCACGGCCUGGCUAUGCGCCUCCGCGGCCGCAUCACCACCAGCAGGCCGCCUACGGGUAUCCUCCCAAUGGUGGCUAUGGUGCUCCCAGCCCUGGACCUGGGUAUGGGGGCCCCGGUGGGUAUGGGGGCCCCGGUGGGUAUUACCCGCCGCCGCAGGGGUACGGACCUCCAGUCGGGUAUGGACCGCAACCUGGCUACGGGUACCCCCAACAAGGCUACCAUGGCGGUGGAAUGCAGCCGCAGCGCCGGCAAGGUGGAGGUGGUAUGGGGAUGGCCGGUGCGGCAGCAUUGGGCGUAGGUGGUGGGUUGAUUGGAGGUGCGUUGUUAGCCGAUGCGAUUGAUGAUGACCAUGAUGACUAUGGUGGUGAUUAUGGCGGCGGAGAUGACUUUGGUGGCGAUUUUUAG
Messenger RNA from Aspergillus mulundensis, 1053 nucleotides. RefSeq lists its product as uncharacterized. NCBI's taxonomy places the organism in Eukaryota, Fungi, Ascomycota, Eurotiomycetes, Eurotiales, Aspergillaceae. Bases 1 to 1053 code for a protein of 350 amino acids. The record is from RefSeq and is a predicted model, not a curated record. The transcript has a single exon. Gene Ontology annotation, molecular function: protein binding.